Chenopodium quinoa (quinoa) is the source of this 2552-nucleotide messenger RNA. RefSeq names its product probably inactive leucine-rich repeat receptor-like protein kinase At5g48380. The record is from RefSeq and is a predicted model, not a curated record. The coding region runs from base 413 to 2275 and encodes 620 amino acids. Lineage: Eukaryota; Viridiplantae; Streptophyta; Magnoliopsida; Caryophyllales; Amaranthaceae. The transcript is spliced from 3 exons. Gene Ontology annotation, biological process: protein phosphorylation. Gene Ontology annotation, molecular function: protein binding; protein kinase activity; ATP binding.
GCAAAUGGGUGUAAUUCUUGUAUGUUUUAAGCUCUGAUUAUUCCCCUAACUAACCUUGAUUAAUAAUUGAUAAUUAAUCAAUAAUAGUUGAUUUGGCAAAAAAAAAAAAAGGGGGAUUUUUUUUCCCUCACCAAGUCAAGGUCUAUGCACUAGUCAACAGUCUAAAUUCUAACGUUAAUCUAUGUGAAAUCAAUCUUUAUUUUCACAUUAUUUGACUACCAUUAUUAAAGUUAUGCUAUUUUCUUGUAAUUGUUUUUUGUUAAAUUUGUUGGGUGUUUUAGUUUAAUCCCAGGUUUAUUGCCAAGUUGUGGUGAACUGAUUCUUGCAGGAUAUUCUUGUAAUAUGGAGAUCAGAGGUUCUGGUGUCAAUUAUAAGCUCUGACAUAGAUUUUACAGCAAUCUAAAGGUGUUUGAUGGGCCUCGUAACUCGUAUGGGGUCGAAUCAAAGAGAAAUAUCUGGUUUUCUUGGAUUUUAUCUAGUGUUUUUGUUGAUGAGUGGUUUAAGCUGUGGAAAUGAGAAUGAUAUUGCAUGCUUGAGGUCCAUAAAAGAAUCCUUGCAGGAUCCCAAUAAUAUCUUGAACUCUUCCUGGAAUUUUAGCAAUUCUACGAAAGGAUUCAUUUGCUCGUUCACUGGGAUAGAUUGCUGGGCUCCGAAUGAGGAUAGGGUGUUGACCAUCCGACUUUCAAAUAUGGGAUUGAGGGGCAGCUUCCCUCUUGGGAUUUAUAACUGCAGCAAUCUACAGCACUUGGACCUGUCCUCUAAUGAACUUGACGGAGUAAUUCCUGCUAAUGUUUCUAAAAUCAUGCCGUAUGUGACUUCAGUUGUUCUCUCCUCAAAUAGGUUCUCAGGUGAGAUACCUGAGAACCUUGCCAACUGCAGCUAUCUCAAUGUUAUCCAACUUGACCACAACAAAUUUUCUGGACAAAUUCCUCUAGAAUUAGGCCAGCUUUCCCGGCUCAAAAGAUUUACUGUUGCUAAUAAUCUCUUGGUUGGGCAAGUCCCACGCUUUAAUUCUACUAUCGAUGUUGAUUUCUCCAACAACCCAGGGCUCUGUGGACCUUCUCUAAGCCCUUGUCAGAAAUCAUCAGGAAAGUCCAAUACUGGAGUUAUUGUUGCUGCUGCAGUAUCUGGAGUGACUGUUGGUGCCAUAGGAGUAGGCCUAGCUAUGUUCUUCUGUGCACGUAGAGUCCCAGUAAAGAAAAAAGAAGAAGAUCCUGAAGGAAACAAAUGGGCAAAGAGUAUAAAAGGGAUCAAGAAAAUUAAGGUGUCCUUAUUUGAGAAUUCUAUUUCGAAAAUGCGACUGAGUGAUCUCAUGAAGGCAACAGAUAAUUUCAGUAAACAUAAUAUUAUUGGUGAAGGAAGGAUGGGGACUAUAUAUAAGGCAAGACUAGAUGAUGGCAGUAUGUACAUGAUAAAGAGGUUGCAGGACACUCAACACUCUGAGGAAGAAUUUGUGUCUGAAAUGGCUACACUUGGGAGUGUCAAACAUCGCGACCUAGUUCCCCUCAUAGGUUUCUGUCUUGCUGGUAAGGAGAAAUUGUUAGUUUACAAGUACAUGAAAAAUGGUACUCUUUAUGAUCAGUUGCAUCAGGGAGAAGAUGGUUGCUCCAUGGAAUGGCCAACACGACUCAAAAUUGCCAUAGGGGCAGCUAGAGGAUUAGCAUGGCUUCAUCAUAAUUGCAAUCCUCGCAUCAUUCAUCGGAACAUAAGCUCUAAGUGCAUCUUACUAGAUUCUGAUUUUGAGCCAAAAAUAUCUGACUUUGGCCUUGCGAGGCUCAUGAACCCCAUUGAUACACAUUUGAGCACCUUUGUCAAUGGAGAAUUUGGGGAUAUAGGUUAUGUGGCGCCAGAAUACUCGCGAACUUUGGUUGCUACUCCAAAGGGAGAUGUUUAUAGCUUUGGAACAGUCCUCCUCGAGUUGGUAACUGGAGAGAGGCCAAAUGAAGUGACUAAAGCCCCUGAAAGCUUCAAGGGUACCCUGGUGGAUUGGGUUAUAGAACUCACAAAGAACUCUAAUUUGAAAUAUGCCAUUGACAAAUCAUUGGUUGGGAAGGGUGUUGACCACGAAAUCUCACAGAUUUUCAAAGUAGCUCGUAAUUGUGUGUCCUUGAAUCCCAAAGAGAGGCCUUCAAUGUUUGAAGUUUACCAACUUCUAAGAGCCAUUGGGGAGAGGUAUCACUUCUCAACUGAUGCUGAAAUUAUGUUGCAAAUGGAUACCGGCGAUGAUGACAUACAAGAGCUCAUUGUUGCUCAAGAAGCAAAAUCCGAUCAGUGAUUAUUUCAUUUAUAAAGGUAUCAUUUCCAAUGACACGUAAACGUAAAUAUUAUUGUGUUGUUCAAUUAUCAUAUGCUCUCUUCCAUGUGAUCCAUGUACAGAAUAUUUUUUUUUUGGAAUUGAAACCAUAUAUUUACAAGCUUGGCCUCACUUUCAUUUGUAUCACUAUUUUCUUGGGUUUGGCUGGUUGUGAGAAUGUUAUGUUUCAUAACCAUAAAAACAGAAUUGUUACCUAUACUCUUCUGCACUUCUAUAUCAUAAUUGUUGUUUAAGCCAA